Molecule: messenger RNA, 1877 nt
Organism: Nymphalis io (European peacock)
Lineage: Eukaryota; Metazoa; Arthropoda; Insecta; Lepidoptera; Nymphalidae
Gene: Gbeta5
Product: guanine nucleotide-binding protein subunit beta-5
Exons: 5
Coding region: 255-1325 (356 amino acids)
Biological process (GO): G protein-coupled receptor signaling pathway; G protein-coupled dopamine receptor signaling pathway
Cellular component (GO): heterotrimeric G-protein complex; cytoplasm
Molecular function (GO): protein binding; signaling receptor complex adaptor activity
Source: RefSeq, a predicted model, not a curated record
AUAGGUACAUUGUGAGUGUGAUCGACGUUCGACUUCGACGCUGUCUACUUGUCUAGUGUUAUCGAUUCAGAUUUCUGAAAUAGUUUUGUUAGGGAAGAGAGCGAUCGGAGCUAAAACAAUUAUUCAAAAUGUUAUUAAUAAACGUUUUUUAAUUUCAUUGUACCUAUAAUUGUUAGGGGUUGUUUUGUGUAAGAAUGAUUGUGUAAUAUUCAUGUGAGAAUGUGGCGAUAGAAGAUACAAAAAGUAGUUGUACGAUGGCGGCAGAUACGGCGGUGGCUGCCAGCCCUGAGGAGACUCUAGAAUCGUUAUUGCGGGAAGCUGAAGCUCUAAAGCAAAAGCUGGAAGAGGAACGGCAAAAACUUAACGACGUUACGCUGUCCUGUGUUGCUGAAAGGUUGGAGCCUAUCACUUUCCCUAAUCUCAAGUUACGUCGAGUCCUCAAAGGUCAUCAGGCUAAGGUUCUAUGCUCCGAUUGGUCUCCAGAUAAACGUCACAUAGUAUCUUCUUCACAGGAUGGGAAGGUGAUCAUUUGGGAUGCAUUUACUGCAACAAAGGAGCUUACAAUUUCCAUGCCCAGUACCUGGGUCAUGGCUUGUGCGUAUGCUCCUUCAGGGAAUAUGGUUGCAGCAGGGGGCCUCGACAACAAGGUGACGGUGUUCCCGCUGGGCGGCGCGGGCGACGACGAGCCGGCCGCCCGCAAGCGCACCGUGGCCACGCACACCUCCUACAUGUCGGCUUGUCUCUUCCCCAACACCGACCGACAGAUACUCACGGGCGGCGGCGACGGCACCUGCGCGCUCUGGGACGUGGAGUCGGGUCAGCUGCUGCAAAGUUUUCAGGCACAUGCGGCGGACGUGAUGGCUCUGGACCUGGCGCCGACGGACAUGGGCGACACGUUCGUGUCGGGCGGCUGCGACCGCGCCGUGCUGGUGUGGGACAUGCGCUCCGGCCACGCCGUGCAGGCCUUCGACACGCACCUGUCGGACGUGAACAGCGUGCGCUACCACCCGUCGGGCGACUCGCUGGCGUCCGGCUCCGACGACUCGUGCUGCCGGUUGUUCGACCUGCGCGCCGACCGCGAGGUGGCGCGCUACGGCAAGGACAGCGUCAUCUUCGGCGUGAACUCGGUGGAGUGGUCGGUGAGCGGGCGCCUGCUGUUCGCGGGCUACAGCGACUACACGGCGUGCGCGUGGGACGCGCUGCGGGCGGCGCGCGUGUGCGUGCUGUGCGGCCACGAGCACCGCGUGGCGCGCGUGCAGCUGGCGCCCGACGGCACGGCGCUGGCCACGGCCUCGUGGGACGCCACGCUGCGCGUGUGGGCCUGACUGCCCGGCCCCUUGGUUUACGUUCGUUGUUUGUGACGUUCUUCCGAUUUAUUGCGAGUUAUGUAGAAAUUUCUCGAUUCGACGAUCUAGUCGUGAGCUCCAUGAGAUCUGCAAUUUAGAGAGUAUGAGUAUUGUUAUAGUUCCGUCGAGUGUGCGACGAGCGGCUCCUGCGGCUGCACCUCCCGAUGAUCUUUACGUUUGUAUUCGUGAUAGAGAAAUGUGAUCGGAAACGUGAGAAUGCUUCGAGGUGUUACUAUGUUCUAAUUUAUUAGUGAGUGUUGAUUAGAAGCAUAAUUCCCUGUUCAAUGUAGCCUGCGUCGCUGGCAAGUCAUGUUUUGUGAAAUAGGAUCUUCACUAUGAGAGAGAUAAUUUUGUCUCGACUGAAAGUUUCAUAGUACUGCCACUGACUUGUGGAACAUUAUGUUAAUUCAAACCUAUUGUAAAGUUGCAAAUAAAGAUGUUAGUGAGAAUCUAUGUUAUAAACUUAUAUUUUAAAUGGAAAAGUACCUUGCGUGGUGUGAUCCCGCCUUCUAUCAAUAAAUUCAAUGUUUA